Molecule: messenger RNA, 1836 nt
Organism: Pygocentrus nattereri (red-bellied piranha)
Lineage: Eukaryota; Metazoa; Chordata; Actinopteri; Characiformes; Serrasalmidae
Product: collagen alpha-1(VII) chain-like
Exons: 5
Coding region: 6-1472 (488 amino acids)
Source: RefSeq, a predicted model, not a curated record
CAAUCAUGCGGGUCCGUGUUGGAGUGGAGAUGUUGGCGGUGUUGGUGGUGGUGUUGCUGGCUCCUGGUCUGACUGGGGGGCUGGUCCUGAACAAAUGUACUCUGCAGCAACAACUGAACCUGACCCUGAAUGUAAAUGUGCUGGACCGCAUCAGCGAGGUGGCCACGAUUGUGUGCCACGCAGAGUUGACUUCUGGCCUCAACACCAGCGCAGUCAACCAAAUCCCUGCUCCACACCAUGAUGAAUCUCAAGAACAGCACUCCAGAGGCAACAAAACCAACCAGUCUCGUCCUGGUCCACCUUUGCCACCCUCUGUGUCUAAAUCUUCUCCAAGUGCUGGUGGUGCUGGUGGCCGUCCUGGUGAUGGCAGUCAUCCUGGUCCUGGUGGCCGCAAGCCCAGGCAUGCACAUGGACACUUAAAGCCAUCUUUGGCACCUCCUAUGUCUAACUCUUCUGCUGGCGCUAAUAGUUCUGGUAAUGGUGGUUCUCCUGGUAGUGGUGGUCGUCCUGGUGAGGGAGGUCGCCCUGGUACUGGUGGCCGUCCAGAUGAUGGUGGUCAUCCUGGUGCUGGUGGUCAUCCUGAUGAUGGUGGUCGUCCUGGUGCUGGAGGUCGCCCUAGUGAUGGUGGUCGCAAGCCCAGGCAUGCACAAGGACACUACAAGCCAUCUUUGGCACCCCCUGUGUCUAACUCUUCUUCUGGUGCUCGUCCUGGCAACCACAUUGACCAGCCUCGUCCAUCUGGGGCCCCUUCUGUGUCCAACUCCACUCCUCGUGUUGGUGGUCGACCUGGUGAGGGAGGUCGCCCUGGUGCUGGUGGCCGUCCAGAUGAUGAUGGUCAUCCUGGUGCUGGUGGUCAUCCUGGUGAUGGUGGUCGUCCUGGUGCUGGAGGUCGCCCUAGUGAUGGUGGUCGCAAGCCCAGGCAUGCACAAGGACACUACAAGCCAUCUUUGGCACCCCCUGUGUCUAACUCUUCUUCUGGUGCUCGUCCUGGCAACCACAUUGACCAGCCUCGUCCAUCUGGGGCCCCUUCUGUGUCCAACGGUCAUCCUGAUGAUGGUCAUCGUCCUGGUACUGGUGGUCAUCCUAGUGAUGGUGGUCGUCCUGGUGCUGGUGGUCGCAAGCCAAGGUCCCUCAAGGGAAGAGAAAGACCAGACAAGCCCAGAGGUGAAACAAGCCACGAGGAGCACGAGCAGCACAGUGAUGGGGUGUGGACGCUCUACGGGUUGUUCCAGCUGGCAGACCGAGUAGCUUGCGUGUCAGGCAGCAAACCUUCACUCAAUCUUUGCGGACUGAGCUGUGAUAGGCUGAUUGAUGACGACAUCACUGAUGACAUUGCCUGUGUCGGGACCAUCAUUAACAAUGUGAUGGCAAAUGGCAAUGUUACUACAGAGGCUAAUAAGCUCAUCAGGAAGAUGUAUGGCCUGAUCCACCAGAGUGAAUGCGCCAACGUCCAGUCCCCCUCUGGUUGUUAGUCAUGAUCACAACAUGGCAGAUUCAUCCUGAUCAUCGUAAUCAAAUCAUGACAGAUUCAUUCUGAAAAUCAGUUUCCUUCUGAAAUUCUAUUCCUUAGAACUCCAACUUCCAACUUCUUAUAACAUCAAACACCUGUUGCAAUGCAAAUUAAACUGGUUGAUGUCUCGUUUACAUAAGGCCAGCCAGGUCUGGCUGACUGAAACAGUCUAGUAGGUCCGUGACAAGUCAAUGUUUUUACUGCGUCUCUGAUGUUGCACAAGAAAGUUUAAAAUAAGUGUUAGUCAAGAAGAUGGUUUUAUUUUCUAUUCCUAAACUGUAAUGCUGAUUUUAUUUUUCCACUUUAAAAUAAAUAUAUACACUGUU